This is a messenger RNA of Pelmatolapia mariae (spotted tilapia), 1734 nucleotides long. RefSeq names its product WAP, follistatin/kazal, immunoglobulin, kunitz and netrin domain containing 1 (gene wfikkn1). The transcript is spliced from 4 exons. The record is from RefSeq and is a predicted model, not a curated record. Gene Ontology annotation, biological process: transforming growth factor beta receptor signaling pathway. Bases 1 to 1734 code for a protein of 577 amino acids. Gene Ontology annotation, cellular component: extracellular region. Gene Ontology annotation, molecular function: transforming growth factor beta binding; serine-type endopeptidase inhibitor activity; receptor antagonist activity. NCBI's taxonomy places the organism in Eukaryota, Metazoa, Chordata, Actinopteri, Cichliformes, Cichlidae.
AUGAAAAGACGAGGGGAGCUGCUUCUCAUUGCCCCUGAGCUGGGGCGAGACAAAGAUGAUUCGCACACAGAUGAAAAUGUGGCGCUUUAUGUCUUCCCACCUGAUCGUGGCAUCUCUGAACUCCGCGUGAAUGAGGGAUGUGUGGCAGGAACCAAAGUUGAACACGAAGGAUUUUGUCCAAACAAGCUGAGCGCUAAUCUUUGGGUUGAUGCACAAAGCACAUGUGAGAGGGAAUGCGACAUCGAUGAGGACUGUGCUGACUUUGAGAAAUGCUGCACCAAUGUGUGUGGCUUCAACAGUUGUGUUGCUGCUCGUUUCUCUGAUGGCACCCCUGCUCAGCCACAUGAACAGGCUACCUGUGAGGGCUUUAUCUGCAGCCAGCAGGGAGCAACCUGUGACAUAUGGGAUGGACAGCCCAUCUGUAAGUGCCAGGAUCGGUGUGAGAAGGAACCCAACUUCACCUGUGCAUCAGAUGGCCUCACCUAUUUCAACCGCUGCUAUAUGGAUGCAGAAGCCUGCAUCCGGGGGGUGACUCUAACUGUGGUCCCCUGUCGAUUCUACCUCACUGGCCCUCCCACCAGCCCCCUGCCUCAAGACACUACAGUUCACCCAACCCCAACAUCCUCCCAGGAGGAUCCCAUGCCUCCCACGCUGUACUCCAACCCUCACCACCAGUCCAUCUAUGUUGGAGGCACAGUCAACUUCCACUGCGAUGUCAUUGGAGUCCCCAGACCAGAUGUAACAUGGGAAAAGCAAAGUGACAGGCGUGAACGCCUUGUCAUGAGGCCUGAUCAGAUGUAUGGCAAUGUGGUUAUAACCAAUAUUGGACAGCUAGUAAUUUAUAACGCCCAGGUUUGGGAUACCGGCAUCUACACCUGUAUAGCACGGAAUUCUGCAGGAGUUCUUCGCGCAGACUAUCCUCUGUCUGUUAUUCGCCGGUCAGAUGAUGACUUCUCUGAAGAUCCUGAGAUGCCCAUGGGGCGGCCUUUCUCUCCAGCAGAUUGCCUGGCGGAAGUCGACCUGAGUGUGUGCAGUGGAGAGCGUCAUGUUGACUGGUAUUAUGACAGCAAGCUGGGCUCCUGUGUGACCUUUAGCAGUGGUGGAUGCGAAGACAGCCGAAACCGAUUUGAGACUUAUGAAGAGUGUAAAGCCUCUUGCCAGAGAGAAGACAUGGGGAUCUGCUCUCUUCCUGCUGUUCAAGGUCCCUGUAAAGCUUGGGAGGCACGCUGGUCCUGGAAUUCGAUAACAAAACAGUGCCAAGCGUUUGUCUAUGGUGGCUGCCAUGGGAAUGCCAACAACUUCCACACCAAAAAGGAGUGUGAGGCCAACUGCCCGCAACCAAAAAGGAAGCCUUGCAAGACCUGUCGCGUGAAGGGGAAAAUGGUGCCCAGCUUAUGCCGCAGUGACUUUGCUAUUGUGGGCCGACUGACAGAGCUUGUGGAGGAUCUGGACUCUGGGUUAGCCCGUUUUAGCUUGGAAGAAGUCUUGAGGGACGAGAAGAUGGGCUUGACUUUCUUCAAUACCAAACAUUUGGAGGUGACUAUUGCUAAGAUAGACUGGAGCUGUCCCUGUCCCAACAUCACUGUUGAGGAAAACCCUUUGCUGGUGAUUGGUAUGGUGCAGGACGGCAUGGCUAUCAUCCACUCAGACAGCUAUGUAAGAGCCAUAAAUGAACGCAGGCUGAAAAAGCUGCGUGAUGCUCUGGGUAAAAAGGCCUGUGACACCUUACUAUGA